Condylostylus longicornis is the source of this 1387-nucleotide messenger RNA. RefSeq names its product protein artemis-like. NCBI's taxonomy places the organism in Eukaryota, Metazoa, Arthropoda, Insecta, Diptera, Dolichopodidae. Gene Ontology annotation, molecular function: damaged DNA binding; 5'-3' DNA exonuclease activity. The transcript is spliced from 3 exons. The record is from RefSeq and is a predicted model, not a curated record. Gene Ontology annotation, biological process: interstrand cross-link repair; double-strand break repair via nonhomologous end joining; protection from non-homologous end joining at telomere. Bases 220 to 1380 code for a protein of 386 amino acids.
AGUACUUGACAAUAAAUAGAACGUAUAAUGUAACAUAUCACACAUAUGUUUUAUGUUUUUAUAUAAAAGUAUCUUUUAAAGGUGAAAGUCAAUUAAAAAUUGUAAUAAUGUAUUAUUACAAUUUAAGUGUAAUUUGUAUUUUGUGAUUUACAAAAGACCACAGGCUAAAUACUGCAAGGAUUUAAAAAGUAUCAAUAGCAAAAACUAAUCAUUGAAACAAUGAGUACUUUUAACGGAUUGAUAGACGAAAUUCCUUUUAUCUCUGUUGAUAGAUUUGAAAAGCACAACUUACAUUCUUCUUUAUUUUUUUUAUCACAUUGCCAUUAUGAUCAUAUGAUUGGUUUGAAUAGAGAUUUAAUAUUACCCGGGAAGCUAUAUUGCAGUGAAAUAUCCUCAAUUUUCUUGAAGAAACAAUUUCCCAACUUAGAACAAUCUAUUGAAAUUUUAGAUUUGGAAGUUCCAACAGUUUUAUUUAAUCCAAAAGAAAGUGAUACGAAAAUAGUAGUGACAACCAUUCCUGCAUUACAUUGUCCUGGUUCUGUUAUGUUUAUUUUUGAAACUCAAAAUAAAAGAAUUCUUUAUACCGGUGAUUUUCGUUAUUCAGAAACUGCAAUCAAUAAAUAUCCUAUUUUACUGAAUAAAACAUUUGAUGUAAUUCAUUUAGAUUCAACAUUUUUAUCAGACAACUACUGUGAUUUUCCACCACAAUCAGAAAGUUUGAGAAUUAUAUGCGAACUAACUAAAACUUGGAUAGAAAGAGGGUCCGAAUACAAAGUUAUCAUAGAAACGCCAGCGCAAUAUGGCCUUGAAUGUGUAGUACGAGAAUUAUACAAAAAACUAAAAGUUCUAUGUUCUGUUGAAGAAAGACAUCUGGAAAAGUAUCUAUAUUUUCCUGAAAUGGAUCGCUGUUUAUCAAAUGAUAUAAAUUUAAGUUCAGUUAUAAUAAAACAGAAAAACUUUUCAAAUAGAAACAAAUCUGCUAAUUUAGAAAAAUUAAAAAAGUGCAAUUAUAGGAUACUUAAACCAACAGCAAUAUAUUGGCGAAAUUGGAGCAAUAAUAAGCCUAUUUACGUGCACGAAGGCAAUGAAGUAUAUCGUAUAGCAUUCUCAAAUCACUGCAGUUUAAAAGAAUUAAAAAACUUUUUGCAUAUGACUAAACCUAAGGAAUUAAAGUUAAACGUUCUUCCUAGCGAUUCUUUAUCAAGGCAGAGAAUGGAAAACACUUUAGAUUUGAUUUUAAAAAAUAUUCAGGAAAAGGAAGAAAAUGAAAAAGAAGAUUAUAUAUAUUGUUUGAAUAAUAUACAAAAAAUAAAAAACACGCCAAUAAAGAAAAAUGAUAUUCAUAUACAAAAUUUACCUCCGAAAAGAAUUAAAUUUUAAUGACAUU